Cryptococcus amylolentus CBS 6039 is the source of this 1404-nucleotide messenger RNA. RefSeq lists its product as hypothetical. The transcript is spliced from 2 exons. The record is from RefSeq and is a predicted model, not a curated record. Lineage: Eukaryota; Fungi; Basidiomycota; Tremellomycetes; Tremellales; Cryptococcaceae. Bases 1 to 1404 code for a protein of 467 amino acids.
AUGGCUCUUUCUCUUGCCGACGAACUCGCUGCGUUUGACAACCCCCAAGCGGGGCCCUCUCAGAGCCUUGCCGCAGAGUUUGGACUCGACCUCGAAGCCGAGCUUGGGCUGGGCCCUGGAUCCGGUGAAUUUGGUAUGGAUGGCGGGGCGACUCUUGACGAUGAGCUCCAGUUUGGCGGAGGCUUCGGGCGGCCCAUCAACCCCCUGCCAACAGGACAGUCCGCAGAAGCACAGAUGAACACUGCAACGUCCUCCCCCCGCGGCUCGAUAGGAUCUCCCAGUCGACUGCACGACUUUGACACUUCCCUAUCCACCCCUCCAUCUCCCUCUUCACCCAUGUCCUCCACGUUUGAAGAACCGACUACGAAUCCAUCGACGCUCUAUCCUUUGGACGCUGCAAGUCAUUUACAAGGCGUCUCUUCUCCUCUUCGACCACCGAAUGAGGUGAGGGGCAAGGGUCUGAGGAGUGGGAAUUCUUCGAGGAGUUUAAGAGCGGGGAAGGAAGAUGAUGAGCCGUUGUUGGUGCUGUCGGAGGUCAUGACGACAAAUUCAAAGUUCAUCACCGGCCUUCGUCAGAUGGACGAGCCACACCCGCCUCUCCCCAGAGCGAACGCCUCUACCUCCUCCCGGUCUUCGACCCCACAGAUCAAAGCUAUACCUAAAGACACUGUCGAUACUCUACUACAUCGGCAUCUCGUCAAGAUGCAAGAGUCUGAGAGAGCCAGGGACGAACAGCUGCGUGAGCUGGGGGUGAUAAGCAGAGAUAUGGGCUCAGUCGCAUGGGGUGAGGCAGGCGAGCCUUCAUCUCCUAGACUUGACCUCGUGGAGGAGGACGAGGAAAAGGAAGAUACGGCGGAUCUGGGAUGGGUGGGCGAGAGCAUGGUCAUGCAAGAGGACGCACCCCGGCUUGUGGAUGACAUUGAUCGCCACCUGGAGGACGACGGCGUCGAGGAAGAGCCUUUCAACUCUACCGAUGCCCUCCUCGAAGAUCCAUUCUCCACCCCCCAGCUCGCCCCAUCCUCCGACCCUUCACGCACAAAUCACCCGAACCUUCCCGUACUUGCCAGCCAAACCCUCUCCGUCAUCUCCACCUCCACCUCCCUCUCCCACACCCUCUCAUCCCUCUCCGAUUCUCUUCAUACCUCCUCCUCUCAAUCGACGUUCCUCUCCCGCCAAAUACGCUCGCUACGCGCGGCAGUGCAAGGGUUCAGAGAGCGGGAAGAUAUGGAAGAUGAAGCUUGGAAGGGCGUUGAACAUUGGGAGAGGUCCAAGGUGGAGGAAGGUUUGCGAGGUGGGAAGGGGGUCAAUAUGGAGAUGGAGAGGGUUUGGGAGGAAUUUGAGGAAUUGUGGGAUGGGGCGAAGGCAGAUAUGGAUAGGAUUAGGAACGUGAGGGUAGAUGUGUGA